AUGUCAACUUUCAAACAAGUUCCUCUCACAUGUGGCGGUCAUACUAGACCCGUUGUACACUUGGAUUUUAGUGACGUUACUAAAGAUGGAUAUUUUUUAAUUUCGGCCUGCAAAGAUGGCAAACCCAUGUUACGUCAAGGUGAGACCGGCGACUGGAUAGGAACUUUUGAGGGACACAAAGGAGCUGUAUGGGGAGUUGCUCUAACACAGAAUGCAAACUUAGCGGCUAGCGGAGCAGCUGACUUUACAGCUAAACUUUGGGAUGCCCGAUAUGGUGAAGUGGUCCAUACAUUUGAUCAUGAGCAUAUUGUGAAAAGUGUUAAUUUUAACUGUGAUGAUACCCUCCUUCUUACUGCUAGCAACGAGAAACUUAUAAGAGUUUAUGAUCUAAACAAGACUGAUGCUGGCCCUGUGGAGAAGAUAAGUGCUCAUACCAGCAGUAUAAGGCAUGCUGUGUUUCUGCAUAAUUCUCGUAUUGUCAGCGUGAGCGAUGACCUUACUAUGCGUGUUUGGGACCGGACGAGUGGACAGGAAGUCCAUAAGAUUGAAUUCCCUACGAUUCCCAAUAGCUUAGAACUGUCCAGAGACGGAGCAGUAUUGACGGUGGCGCAUGGAACCAACGUGUCGUUCUAUUCGUCUGACACUAUGCGUAAGAUGCGUGAGUUCCCUGUACCUACAAAAUGUUAUUCCGCCUCUCUAGCUCCUAGUAGGGCGACCUUUGUCUGCGGCGGGGAGGAUCUCAAGGUGUACAAGUUCGAUUAUAAUACUGGAACCGAAUUGGAAUCAAACAAGGGUCACUUCGGGCCAGUUCACUGUGUGAGAUGGUCUCCCGACGGUGAGCUGUACGCAACCGGUUCAGAGGACGGCACGGUGCGUCUGUGGCAGGCGGUGCCGGGGCGAGUGUACGGUCUGUGGCGCCGCAGUGAGAACUUGCCGGUCACUAACGGUUAUAAGGAGGUAGCGGCCAACUGA
Messenger RNA from Danaus chrysippus (African queen), 972 nucleotides. Lineage: Eukaryota; Metazoa; Arthropoda; Insecta; Lepidoptera; Nymphalidae. The record is from the annotation of a GenBank genome assembly.